Aureobasidium uvarum is the source of this 966-nucleotide messenger RNA. NCBI's taxonomy places the organism in Eukaryota, Fungi, Ascomycota, Dothideomycetes, Dothideales, Saccotheciaceae. The record is from the annotation of a GenBank genome assembly.
AUGCCCAUCCCUAUCGGCGACCCGAGGAUUCGCCUCUUGAAGACAGCCUUCGUUAUCUACAACCACGAGAAUCUGGAUCAAGCACAUCGAUUUAUGGAGGAUUUCGGACUUAUUGAAGUCGAAAGGAGCAGUAACGGUGACCAAAUAUUCUACAGGGGCUAUGGUCCCGAUCCGUUUGUCUAUCUCGCUCGCAAGGCCUCAACAUCAUCCUUUGAUGGUGCAGCUUACGCGGUAGAAACGAGAGCGGAGCUAGAGAAGGCGGCAAAGAUUGAGAAUGCAACUCCAAUUAUGCCUCUUGAAGCGCCUGGUGGAGGAGAGAUUGUCACCUUGACUGAUCCCGCUGGCUUCCAUGUCCAUCUUGUACAUGGAGUCACGGAAAGAUCGCCCGAAGCACUGAAGCUAGAGAAGCUUACCGUCAACUUCGAAGACGACAAGCCAAGGAAAGGGAGGUUCCAACGCUUCAAGCCUGGUCCUGCGCCCGUCUUCAAGUGGGGCCAUUACGGAGUGACAUAUCCAGACGGGGGCUACCAAAUGAUGUAUGACUGGUACACCAAGCAUCUGGCCCUCGCGCCCUCGGACAUUGUCUACCUAGGCGAGAAACCGAUCACGGUAUUCUUCCACAUCGACCGCGGUGACGAAUUUACCGACCAUCACGCCUUCUUUUUCAAGCGUACGAAGCCAGAGGAAAAGCCACACGUGGCACACGCCGCUUUCGAAGUGCACGACUUUGACAUACAGCAGCUCGGCCACGACUAUCUCACGUCAAAGGAUUACAAAUUAUGCUGGGGUGUCGGACGACACGUGCUCGGAAGCCAGGUGUUCGAUUAUUGGUUUGACCCUAGUGGAUUUAUUGUUGAGCAUUACGCGGACGGUGAUCUGGUCAAUAAUGCCUCGAAGGUCUCACACGAGCAGGCAGGACCACAGGCACUUUCAGUCUGGGGACCACCAGUUCCUCCAGUCUUUUGA